Molecule: messenger RNA, 1579 nt
Organism: Crotalus tigris (Tiger rattlesnake)
Lineage: Eukaryota; Metazoa; Chordata; Lepidosauria; Squamata; Viperidae
Gene: TRARG1
Product: trafficking regulator of GLUT4 (SLC2A4) 1
Exons: 3
Coding region: 142-693 (183 amino acids)
Cellular component (GO): membrane
Source: RefSeq, a predicted model, not a curated record
AGGCCCCGGGGACGCCCGCCAACUUUGCAAAGAGCACCAGGUCGGGGAAGCCAGCGCAGCGCGGCGCAGCGAGGCGCAGAGACGGGACAGCCGGCGGGAUGGGUGCCUAAGCUGGGCGGCGGCAGCAGCAGGCAUAGCACCAUGGCCAUCAACGCGGACGCACAGCUGGGGAAGGCGCUGGCCGGCGCCCCGCCGCCGCCCGCUUCCUCCUCCUCGCAGGAGACGGAGCAGCUGCUGCAGGCCGGCCCGUCGCCCCCCAAGCCCUGCCCGGACGAGGACGGGGUGGCGGGGGCGGCUGCCGUCGGAGCGGCGGCGAUGGAGCCCAACGGGCACGGCCUGCUCUACCGGUCGGGCUCGGAGGGGCCGCUGGAGGCCACCUCGCUCUCCCCGUCGCGGCUCAGCCUGGCGCGCGCCUCGUCCACCGCCACCACCUCCAACCUGCCCGAAGCCGGCCGCUCGCCGGACUACCUGCCGCUGGCCAUCCUCUCCUGCUUUUGCCCCAUCUGGCCGGUCAACAUCCUGGCCUUGGUCUUCUCCAUCAUGUCGAGGAACAGCAACCUCCAAGGGGACGUGGACGGAGCCCGCCGCCUGGGCCGUGUGGCCAGGUUCCUGAGUAUCCUGUCCAUCAUGCUGGGAUCGGCCAUCAUCAUCAUCUGUGCAGUAAAUGCUGCAGGGCUGUUUAAACGAAACUAGCCUGGAUGGAGGAUCGCAAAACCAGAUGUGCGCAGUUGGGUGGACACCUCUGCACGGCGAUGUCAGUGGCAGAUGCGGCUUUUUCAGCCAGAGAGCUGAUGCGAGGCAUGUGUGUGUGUGUUUAUCCUUGCCUCGUCCAGUGGAUUUUUGGAGCCCCACCAUUGCAUUUCUGGAGGGGACUGAGCAGACAAGGCUAGAGAGAUUUUUUCCUGGUCCACCUUGCCUGGUUGGGGGCCUCAUUUCAAGAUAAGGAUCCCCCCAACUGAAGAAGGGGGGUGUCUCAGGAUGAGGUGGAUCCCUUCUCAAGAGAAACAAGGGCUGAUCCUUCUGUCCCGUGGCCCACGGUGUGGGGUUUUGUACCAUUUUGGACCCCCUACUCGGUGGAAAAACCAGAGGAGAACUUCUGAACUUCAACACCACAGUUGAGAUCCUUCAAAGCAUGCAGGAUGGACUUAAUCUUUAAAUCCUCCUCCGAGAGAGUCCACGGAGGAUGGAAAACCCCGUCGAGAAUGUUUGCAUUUUAGAGAAAUAAAUAAAAAAACAAAGCCACCCAAUCCACUUGCACGGCUGUAGGAAAACCCUUGGUGGGAUAAAAGUUGGUUUUGCACCCAAAUACAGGCUGGUGAUUGCUGUUGAUCAGCCUGGAAGCAUCUGCAUCCCUUUGCCUUCUGAUGCCCUCAGGUUUUGUUUUUUUUUUGCCCCUCUUAAGUUCACCCUCUGCCCUUUGGGAUAUCAAAUCAUUGCACCCAUAAUUAUCUGACGCAAAAAAGCUUGGCAAUUUAUUCAGGUGAGUGAGCUGCAGCCGAAGACGGCAGAGGUUGACGAAAGGCUGUUUUGCAGCAGCUCGAAAGAUUUUAACCCCAAUAAAUUGUGCUUAGCCAUGGUU